AUGGCGGCAGAGUCAUCCUCGGCAGCGGCGAUGGUGGAGGAGCUGACUCUAACCGUGAAGUGGAGCGGCAAGGAGUACACUGUCCGUGUCUGCGGGGACGAUUCGGUGGCCGAGUUGAAGCGACGGAUUUGCGAAGUCACCAAUGUACUGCCCAAAAGACAGAAGCUCUUGUACCCUAAAAUCGGCAACAAGCUCGCCGAUGAUACCGUUAUCCUCUCCCAGCUUCCCCUCAAGUCUUCGCUCAAGAUGACGAUGAUUGGGACUGUGGAGGAUGACAUAAUUGUUGACCCAGUGGAUGACCCGGAGAUUGUUGACGAUUUUGAGCUUGGGCAAGAUGAAGCUGUCGAAAUUAAGGACAAGGAAGUUAACAAGAUGAAGUUGAAGAGGCGUAUAGAUCAAUACAAGAUCAAGCUCCGUAAUCCGUGUCGUGUGGGAAAGAAGUUGCUCGUGCUGGAUAUUGAUUACACCCUUUUUGAUCAUCGAUCAACAGCGGAGAACCCUAUGCAACUAAUGCGCCCUUAUCUUCAUGAAUUCCUUACAGCAGCUUAUACAGAAUAUGAUAUAAUGAUAUGGUCCGCAACUAGCAUGAAGUGGGUUGAACUGAAGAUGGGAGAGCUUGGAGUACUAAGUAACCCCAAUUACAAAAUUACUGCUCUCCUGGACCAUUUAGCAAUGAUUACAGUGCAAACUGAUGCUCGUGGGAUCUUUGACUGCAAGCCGCUUGGAUUAAUAUGGGCUCAUUUCCCCGAGUUUUACAGUAAGAAGAACACCAUCAUGUUCGAUGAUCUAAGACGGAAUUUUGUUAUGAACCCGCAAAAUGGGUUGACAAUUAAGCCCUUCAGGAAGGCUCAUGCCAACCGAGAUAGUGACCAAGAGCUCGUGAAGCUAACAGAGUACCUUCUUGCUAUAGCUGAACUAGAUGAUAUAAGCACCCUGGAUCAUUCCAAAUGGAAGUACUAUGCAGAGGAUGGCUCGAAAAGGCGUAGACAUGCAUAA
Messenger RNA from Linum trigynum, 996 nucleotides. Lineage: Eukaryota; Viridiplantae; Streptophyta; Magnoliopsida; Malpighiales; Linaceae. The record is from the annotation of a GenBank genome assembly.